AUGUCCGAAGGCGACGACGACGUUCUCGGAUCGGCCUUCGGUCUCGGUAGCGUCCUCGCCGAUGUCGGCGUCGACGCCAACGCCCUCUCGGCCUUCCUCGAGAAGACGGAGGGCAAGCGGUCGCGCGACAUUGAACAGGCGCUCGAAGAGGAGGGCCAGUACAUGGACGACGUCAGCGACGAUGGGCUCCCGGAGGAGACCGAGGAGGACAAGCAGGCCCGACGAAGAGAGCAGGCCGCGAUCAAGGCCGAGGAGGAACGAUGGGCCCGCCGUGCUGCCAACGAUCUGAAAGCCAUGCCGACGGAUGCUGACAAACGGCGGCGACAAAAGCGCGAGGAGACCGAGAAGGACCGCGUCAUGACUGUCUGGCCGGACUACAAACCCGGUACGAUGCUCAAGAUGAGCGAGGUGUUCUACGAGACGCCAGCUGCUGCCCAGUCAAGGCGCGCAGGCAUUCUCAAGAAGAAGCGCAGACUGUUGGAGGGGCCGCCAAAGGAAGAACUGGACCAGCCUAAGAAGUCUAGCUCCAAGGUCUCGUUUCUUCUUCCCAACCUGCCGUCGCUUCCGGGGUCGGAUCAGACAAAGUCGAGCUAUCUUGCUCCCAUAGGCGAGUGGUUCGACCCCGACUGGAUCAAGGACGCCAGAGAGAUCCGGAGAGAGGAAAUGACUCGACCUCCUCCCGGAAUAGAUCUUAACGGCGAUGACGGAAAAAUGCUCGACCUGGCGGACUGGGAAAGCGACGUUAUCAUGGAUCCCGACCUUCAACCCAAGCGCGUGCACGACCCGAACCAGCUUCGCAACACGCACAUCGAUGCUGGUGACUGGCUGCGGGAAGUCGUUUGGGAUGCGCGGCUGGCCACACCGGAUCUCGUGGAAGACCACGAGGACGAGGAGGAAGCCGAGACGCAAGAGACGAAGAAGACGGAGAGCACCGAGGCCGUGUCCAAGCUCGACAAGUUCAACAUCGGUAACGACCAUCUAUACGAGCACACCAGGGCUUCACGUUACCGCAUUCGCCAGACGUUCGGUGCGAUUGAGGUGUUCCAUUCGAUUCCUGCCCAGAUCCUGCAGAUGCCGUUCUACAAGACGACUCUGAACAAGAACGAAGCUAGAACAUGGCAUCGCACGCCAUUGCAGUUCCCGAACAACGUCUGGCUGUCCUUCGCGAAGCUCAAGCCGAAUCCUAAUAAGAGCAAGGGCAAGUUCGUGGCGGACCCUGCGGAGCGCUUCAAGACGACCAAGGAUCUCUCUGUCACCGAGAAGUGCCCGUUCGCGCUGCUCGAGUUCUCUGAGGAGUGCCCUCCGAUUAUGAGCGGUUACGGAAUGGGCACGACGAUUGUCAACUACUACCGCAAGAAGGACGACAAGGACGAGCACGUGCCGAAACUCGAGCUUGGCCAGCCCUCUAUUCUCAACGUCGGAGACGCCGAGCCGUUCCUUCUCGGCUACGUUGACCCCGGCAAGGUUACCCAGGUCAUUCACAAUAACCUCAUCCGUGCUCCGAUCUUCAAGCACCAGCCUGAGAAUACCGACUUCUUGGUCAUUCGCCAGACCAUCAAUGGCCACGCGACCUACUACAUUCGCGAGAUCAACCACCUGUUCACUGUCGGCCAGACGGUGCCGAACAUGUCGGAGGUUCCGGGUCCGCACGCCCGUAAGAACACGACGACAGCCAAGCACCGUCUCAUGAUCGUCGCGUGGAUCUUAAUCAAGAAGAACAAGGACCCCGAGAAGCAGCGUGUUAAGCUUGCGCGGCUGCUCAAGUACUUCCCCGACCAGACUGAGCUGCAGAUGCGUCAGCGUCUCAAGAUCAAGGGCAACGAGUUCCUCGAGUACGACCACGACUCCAAGUUCCACUCUGGCUACUGGAAGCUGAACCCGAAGUACGACUUCCCGAAGGAGAAGAAGGACGUUCUUCGCAUGGUUACGCCUGAGUAUGCUUCGCUCUACGAGGCCAUGCAGGUUGGAGCCCAGCACCUUCGCGACGCCGGUUACACGAAGACAGCGGACGGAAACGCGGAGGACGAGUUUGGAGACAAGGGCGAGGAAGGCUUAGACGUCGAGCAGCGCCUCGCUGUAUGGGCAACCACGCUGAACUACAAGCGAGCGGAGGCGCAGAAGGCUUGGCUGCAGGUUCACGGCGACGGCGAUCCGACUGGUCGCGGAGAGGGCUUCAGUUUCCUGAAGACGAACAUGAAGAACUACUUCCUGCGAAAGGGCGAAACCGAGGAAGGUCGUCGACUGGAGGCUGAGGCCAAGGCCGGCGGAGGUCCCGUCAAGAUUUCGAACGCGGAGCAGAGUCGCAUCUACGAAGAGGAGAAGCGCAAGGUGUGGGAUUUGCAGUGGGCGGCACUCAGCAACCCGAAGCCGCCGUCGCUCACGCAGGAGGACGAGCACCGGUCAUCGGUGACCGAGCCGACGCCUGCCGGAUUAGCGCCUCGCUUCGCCAAGGAGCCACCGCGACAGUUCUCUCGUGCUGGCUCGCUCGCUGCGCCUGCGUUCGACUCACCGAUGGAGGAUAUGCGCUCGCCCUCCGCGAUGAGCUUUGAUGGCGAGUCGCAGUUCACUGGCAACGACCGCGCUGCCGCUAAGGUGCUCCGCAUCAACCGCGUUGUCAAGGGCAAGCGGACGGUCGAGAUUGUGCGCGACCCGCAGGUCAUCACCUCGUACCUGCGACGAGUGGAGGAGCGCAAGCUGGCGCAGUACACGGAUGAGCUGGACAACCUGAAGCCGACGGGCAACAUGGAGGAGGACGAGCUCAAGAUCCAGGCGCUGCGACAGGAGGUCAUCCGUCUCAAGAAGAACCAGCAACGUCGACAGCAGCGCAAGAAGUACGCGGGUAAGGGCGAGCUGCCCGACGUCGGCGAGGGCGAGGGCAAGCGCCGCUGCGGUGCGUGCGGCGCGUACGGCCACACCAAGGCGAACCGCAACUGUCCCAAGUUCAACCAGAACGUGGCGCCGAGCCCGAGCACGACGACGCCCGUCAACCCGACGCCGUUUGGCUACGGCAUGAUGGACGCGCCAGUGCAGCCGACGGAGCAGGCUGGACCCGGCCCGAUGAAGAUCAAGCUCGCGCUUGGCGGCCGCUGA
Molecule: messenger RNA, 3090 nt
Organism: Trichosporon asahii var. asahii CBS 2479
Lineage: Eukaryota; Fungi; Basidiomycota; Tremellomycetes; Trichosporonales; Trichosporonaceae
Exons: 3
Coding region: 1-3090 (1029 amino acids)
Biological process (GO): RNA polymerase II preinitiation complex assembly; transcription by RNA polymerase II
Cellular component (GO): transcription factor TFIID complex
Molecular function (GO): RNA polymerase II general transcription initiation factor activity; TBP-class protein binding; histone acetyltransferase activity
Source: RefSeq, a predicted model, not a curated record